Oxyura jamaicensis (ruddy duck) is the source of this 2484-nucleotide messenger RNA. It is a transcript of the gene OPTC, whose product is annotated as opticin. The transcript is spliced from 7 exons. Gene Ontology annotation, molecular function: protein binding. NCBI's taxonomy places the organism in Eukaryota, Metazoa, Chordata, Aves, Anseriformes, Anatidae. The record is from RefSeq and is a predicted model, not a curated record. The coding region runs from base 1186 to 2160 and encodes 324 amino acids.
GUGCCUGUCCUAAUGAGCAUCCUUGUUAAUUAGGAGCGCCCGACCUUAGCUGCAGCACCCAGGGCAGUGGGGGCAGCUGAUGGGCGUUAGCAUCCCCGCCGUGCUCCGUGCUGGGGGCAGGUUGUGCAGAACCAGGGCUGAGCUGCCCCACGUUGCCUUGAUGCUCCCAGGGAAGCCAAACAAACAUCCCUGGGGUGAGUUUGGCCCAGGGAGCAGCACGGGUGGGCUUUGGGACAAGCGGGGAAGGCAACUCCCACCCGCAGCAAUGAUCCCAGACCCCCAGAGCUGCGGCUGUACGGGGCUCACGCGUGCUUUCCCACGAGCAGAACGGGUGUAGGCAGCGAUUUUUUUCCUCCCGCCCGUCGCUGCGGCUUCAAAAUCUCCUCUCGCUGCUGCUCUCCCCACGUGAAUCACGAGCAGAGAGGGAGGACGGGUGUGGGUGCGGGUGCGAACGCAUGGGCUCCGGCGUGGGGCUGCUCACGGGAGCGUGCACGGGGUGUGCGUGUGCGCAGAGCAGGCGGCGAGCUCCCCUUAGGUUUUAUUUUUUUAAAAAAAAUUAUUUAUUUUUUUCUGCGGCAGAACUAAAUCCCCGUGUUUCGUGAGCGGUGCAUGAAUCACGCGCUCCCGGGGUGGGCAUCCACUCGCUGCCUCUCCAGGCAAGUCAGCCCCUGCUCCCGGGGGAGCCGAGCACCGCAGAAAAAGGAGGGGAGUGGGUUGAGCCGAGAUGCCCCCCCCCCCCCAGCUGCCACAUUGCCUCCAUCAAGGUGGCUGCUGAGCCGCCUAAUGAGGGGCUUAACGAAGAUUAGCAGCAGCCCUUUGCUCUGCUCCAUGCUGAGGGGGCCGGGGCCGUGAUGGAGUGUGGGGGGGGAACAUGCGUGGGGGCAGCCUGGGGGCCGUGGGUGCGUGGACGAGGAUGGUCCCUGCUGCGAGGGUGUCCCCACCCGGCCGGCAGGCAGCACAGAUGGGUGCGAUGUCUCGGGUGGGUGAGCGUGUGGGCUGCGAGCUGCGUGUGAGAGAAGAACGUGUUUGUGGCCGUGGGUGGCUGCGUGGGCACUGAGCUGCCCGGCGCUGCGAGGAGCCCACGGGGCUGGCGCACAUCCUGCCCGUCCUGGGGUGUCCCAGCCCCGUGGGACAUGUCCCAGGUCAUGACAGCUCCCCAGCACCCGGCACCCGGCUGGGCGCAGGAUGCGGCCCCUGGCCUGGGUGGGCAUCGCCAGCCUGUGUCUGGGGGCAGCCUGGGCUGUCCCAGCCAAGGAGGGGAGCAGGAAGGUGGAGAAGCCCAAACUUGACCUCACACUCUAUGAAAACCUGGACCUGGACAACUACGACCUGACGCUGGACAGCUAUGGGGACGUCGUCGAUCUGAGCAACUAUGAGGAGCUCUACGACUACAGUGACAUUGCUCCGAAGAUCGAGGUCGGGACCCUGGCUCCUCGCCCCAAGGACCCCGAGGCUCUCCCAGAGGUGGGCACCACGGCUCCAACACCAAAGCCGCAGCCUCCGACCUCCAGCCCCGUCCGCCCCGCGCAGGGGCUCCCCAGCUGCUUGCGCUGCCUCUGCAUCGGCACCUCGGUUUACUGCGACGACGCCGACCUGGAGCACAUCCCGCUGCUGCCGCCAGACACCGCCUACCUCUACGCCCGCUUCAACCGCAUCAGCGCCAUCCGGGCCGGCGAUUUCACGGGGCUGAAGAAGCUGAAGCGAAUAGACCUGACGAGCAAUUCCAUCUCCUGGGCAGAUGCGGACGCCUUCCGCCUCCUGCCCAGCCUGCAGGAGCUCAUCCUGCCCGAGAACAGGCUGACGGCGCUGCCCGAGCUGCCCCGCAGCAUUGUCAGGCUGGACGCCCGUCUCAACAGGAUCCCCAGCACCGGCCUCCAGCCCGAAGCUUUCCGGGACCUGAAGCAGCUGCAGUUUCUCCAUCUGUCCGAUAACCAGCUGGACUACGUCCCCACGCCCCUGCCCGAGAGCCUGCGCUCCCUGCACCUCCAGAACAACAACAUCCAGACCAUGCACAAGGACACGUUCUGCGACAGCCAAGACCACAGCCACAUCCGCAGGGCGCUGGAGGACAUCCGCCUGGAUGGCAACCCCAUCAACCUCAGCCUCUUCCCCAACGCCUACUUCUGCCUGCCCCGCUUGCCCACGGGGCGCUUCGCCUGAGCCCCACCGCUGGCUGCCCUUGGGGAGCAUUGCUGGGCCCCCCCACCCCACCAGCAGCCCCCAUUUCUUGCUGUCCCAUGGGAAAUGUGGGGUUAAGGCAUUUAACCCUGGGCCUCUGCGUGUGGGUGAUUUCAUUUCUGGGGCAAACGGAGCAGGGUGUGGGCAGCUGUAAUAAAAUGAAGACUUUAAAAAUGCAAUCGGCGUCCUGCUCGGAGCAGCGAGGGCGAUGGGGAGCCCUCACCCAGCCCACCAGCUGACCCAUGCUGGUGACCCAUGCUUCCCCAUGUCCCACUUAUUUCUUGAUUUCCUCCCUGGGGGCCUGGG